AUGGGCAACAAAGACGCAGGCGCAAGAGCUGCUGUCGGCGACGAUCUGGCCGCUGUCCUCCCGGCAGGCCCCUGGCACAAGAAAGCUCAUCUUAUCAAGCUUAACUUUGUCGUCGGGUGUCUGGUGCUUUUCUCUUCCGCCAACGGAUACGAUGGUUCAUUGAUGAACGGUCUCCAAGCACUGAACCAGUGGAACGACUACUUCGACCGGCCUGCCGGGGCCUUCCUCGGUUUCAUCAAUGCCAUCUACUGGAUCGGUGCCGGCUGCAUGUACCCAAUCGCUGCGGUAAUUUCCAACCGCUGGGGCCGUAAGAUGCCUAUCUGGAUCGGUUAUCUUUUCCUCAUUCUCGGCGCUGGGCUUCAGACUGGUGCCAACAACGAGGCAGCAUUCGCCGUUGCUCGUUUCUUUGUCGGUAAUGCCUCGGCAUGCUUUUCAACUUCGAUUCCUCUUCUUAUCAACGAGAUCGCCUACCCGUCUCAUCGUGGCAUCUGUGGAGCUCUGUACAAUUGUGGAUGGUAUGUCGGCGGGCUCAUCGCUGCUUUUCUUACCUACGGCACCCGCAACAUGGAAAACUCGUGGUCGUGGAGAAUUCCCUCGCUGCUCCAGAUCCUGGUUCCCUUCCUCGCGCUUCCUGGUCUACUCAUGGCCCCUCAAAGCCCAAGAUGGCUCGUUUCCAUGGAUCGUACCGAGGAGGCACAUCAAGUCCUGGCAAAGUGGCACGGCGGCGGCGACCAAGACUCGCAGCUUGUCAACUACGAGAUGAUCGAGAUCACCACAGCCAUCCAGCAAGAGAAGAAUGCAACCUCCAGUGCAAGCUAUAUCGAGAUGUUCAAAACCCCUGGUAAUCGCCACCGUCUUUUCAUCUCCGUCACCCUCGGUAUAUUCGGACAAUGGGUUGGCAACGGAGUCGUCUCAUACUAUCUCGCUCUUGUCCUUGAGACUGUCGGCAUCACCAGCGUCACAGACGUGACCCUCAUCUCGGGCUUCCUCCAGCUUUGGAAUCUGAUCUGGUGUGUCGCCGCUGCCUUCUCGGUCGACAGACUGGGUCGUAGACCUCUCUUCCUCGCUUCGGCCGUCAUAAUGGGUGUCUCAUACAUCUUGGUCACUGGUCUAUCUGGCUCUUUCGCAUCCACUCACACCCCUGCCGUCGGCAUCGCUGUCAUUCCAUUCUUGUUCAUCUUUUUCGCUGGUUACGACAUUGCGCUUACCCCUCUGCUUAUCUCAUACCCCUGUGAGAUCUGGCCAUACCGCCUUCGCUCUCGUGGCUUGACAGUGACCAACGUGAGCACGGUCCUAGCUAUCUGCUUCAAUACUUUCGUCAACCCUAUUGCCCUCGAGAGCAUCGCCUGGAAGUACUAUAUCGUAUUCGUGGUCGUUCUGAUCGUCUAUGGCGUCACAGUAUUCUUCGCCUAUCCAGAAACGAAAGGACAUUCGCUUGAACAGAUGGCUGUGGUGUUUGACGGCGAUGCAGCUGAGGUGCCGUUCCCAGCUGAGACGGCGGAGAGUCGUCAUAGUACACUCAGAUGA
Molecule: messenger RNA, 1527 nt
Organism: Aureobasidium namibiae CBS 147.97
Lineage: Eukaryota; Fungi; Ascomycota; Dothideomycetes; Dothideales; Saccotheciaceae
Product: general substrate transporter
Exons: 5
Coding region: 1-1527 (508 amino acids)
Biological process (GO): transmembrane transport; carbohydrate transport
Cellular component (GO): membrane
Molecular function (GO): carbohydrate:proton symporter activity
Source: RefSeq, a predicted model, not a curated record